Molecule: messenger RNA, 569 nt
Organism: Amblyraja radiata (thorny skate)
Lineage: Eukaryota; Metazoa; Chordata; Chondrichthyes; Rajiformes; Rajidae
Product: phospholipase A2-like
Exons: 4
Coding region: 108-569 (153 amino acids)
Biological process (GO): arachidonate secretion; phospholipid metabolic process; lipid catabolic process
Molecular function (GO): phospholipid binding; calcium ion binding
Source: RefSeq, a predicted model, not a curated record
UGACGUGAUCCAGGGGUCUGAACCUGGACGUUGGUCGAGGCUGACUAUAAAAAGCAUGGGCUGAGCAUUCAGAGUAUUGAUUCCAGGACUAGACACAGCAAACUAAGAUGUUGGGGCUACUUCUGGUACUUCUGCUCCCAGGUUGCCUCCCCCCUGGUGUAGCCGGCGGUGACACUGAGUCCAUUCAGCCCAGAAACCUCGUGCAGUUCAGCAAUAUUAUUAAGUGCGCCCUACCAGCGCUCUGCCCACUUUCUGCCUUCUCGAACUACGGCUGUUACUGCGGGAUUGGUGGACAGGGGAAACCGGUGGAUGAGCUGGACAGGUGCUGUCAGACACACGACAAUUGUUAUGGCGCGGCUGAGAAAAUAGGCUGCAAAAGUGUCUUUGAUCCCAUACCUGUGUUCUACACGUUCACCUGUUCAGAUAAGACCGUGACUUGCGACAGUAAUAAUUAUAAAUGUGCGAAGUAUGCCUGUGAAUGUGAUCGCAAAGCGGCCGUUUGCUUCGCCAAAGCAUAUCCCACGUACAAAACCGAAUACUGGAAAAUGGGUCAAUCCAUUUGUAAAUAG